Messenger RNA from Jatropha curcas, 2705 nucleotides. RefSeq names its product phosphate 1 (gene PHO1). The record is from RefSeq and is a predicted model, not a curated record. Gene Ontology annotation, biological process: cellular response to phosphate starvation. NCBI's taxonomy places the organism in Eukaryota, Viridiplantae, Streptophyta, Magnoliopsida, Malpighiales, Euphorbiaceae. Gene Ontology annotation, cellular component: membrane.
AUAUGUGUGUAUACUUAUAUAUAAACCUCUCUAUAAUCUAAUCCCGCAAACGCCUUCAUUACAGCUUGUCUCCACUGCUUUCCUUUUCUAUCAUAGAGUACAGAGAAAGAAAAUGGUGAAGUUCUCCAAGGAACUUGAAGCUCAACUAAUUCCAGAAUGGAAGGAAGCUUUCGUUAAUUAUUGGCAACUCAAAAAACAUAUAAAGAAAAUUAAACUUUCAAGAAAGCCGAAACAAUCUCCAGAAUUUGACCACGAAUGUGGUCGCUCCAUUUUCAACCCGAUUCGUUUCCUCUCCUAUAAACUCUCCAACGCUUUCUUUCGCUCCGAUAGCAAAACUGAGAUCAUUCAGGUGAGAAGCAAAGCUAUGGAGGACCAAGAUGGUAAUGAAGAUCAGGAUAUUAUUUAUAAGACUGAGCUUGUGCAGUUAUUUUCCGAGGAAGACGAGGUGAGAAUAUUUUUUGAGAAACUUGAUGAAGAGCUAAAUAAAGUAAACCAAUUUUAUAAGGCUAAAGAAAGUGAAUUGCUUGAAAGAGGAGAUCUUCUUUACAAACAGCUUGAUGUUUUGUUGAACCUAAAGCAAAUGCUAAACCUCCGUCGCCGGAAGCCCAAUGCCGGAAUUAUUCCUCCUCCUUCGUGGUCUUCCUCUCCUCGAAAUUCUAAUUAUUCUGAUACCUCAAAUGGAUCGAAUGAUAUCCCGGAAGAAUCAUCAGAGACUGAUGAAGUAAUUGCAGCGCUAGAGAAAAAUGGUGUGAAUUUUGUUAAUUCGGCAACGAGGUCAAAAACCAAGAGAGAUGGAAAACCGAAAAUGGCUUUGAGAAUUGACAUUCCUGCAACAACACCAACACGGGCAAUCACAGCAAUUACAUCAAUGCUUUGGGAAGAUUUGGUUAAUAAUCCCAAAAAAGAUGGCUCUCGUGAUUUCAUUAACAGGAAGAAAAUACAAUGUGCUGAGAAGAUGAUUAGAGGUGCAUAUGUCGAGCUCUACAGAGGCCUUGGCUUACUCAAAACUUACAGCUCCCUGAACAUGAUGGCUUUUACAAAAAUACUCAAGAAAUUUGACAAGGUAUCGAACCAGCAGGCAUCAGCAAGUUAUCUAAAAGCAGUGAAGAGAUCGCAUUUCAUUAGCUCUGAUAAGGUUGUUAGACGAAUGGAUGAAGUGGAGUCCAUAUUCACAAAGCACUUCGCCAGCGAUGACAGGAAAAAAGCAAUGAAAUUCUUGAGACCACAGCAGCAGAAAGAUUCUCACAUGGUCACCUUUUUUGUUGGUUUAUUUACUGGUUGUUUCGUGUCGCUGUUUAGUGUAUAUGCAAUAUUGGCACAUUUAUCAGGCAUUUUUAGGCCAAAUGCAGAAACAUCAUCUUAUGUGGAAAUUGUCUACCCCGUUUUCAGUGUGUUUGCCUUGCUAAGCUUGCACUUAUUCAUGUAUGGGUGCAAUCUUUUUUGGUGGAGAAGUGCAAGGAUUAAUUACAAUUUCAUUUUUGAGUUCCAACCAAACACAGCCCUAAAGUACAGAGAUGCAUUUCUCAUUUGCACAACUUUUAUGACCUCUGUAGUAUCUGCUAUGGUAAUCCAUCUUCUGUUAAGGGCUAAUGGCUUUUCACCUACACAUGUUGAUGCCAUUCCUGGAAUUCUCCUCCUAAUUUUUAUGGCAUUCCUCGUUUGCCCAUUUGACUUCCUAUAUCGCCCUACACGUUAUUGCUUCCUUCGUGUCAUGCGCAACAUAAUCUGCUCCCCAUUUUAUAAGGUUUUGAUGGUUGACUUUUUCAUGGCAGACCAACUUACAAGCCAGAUACCAUUACUAAGGCACUUGGAAUCUACAGCAUGCUACUUUCUUGCUGGGAGUUUUCGAACACAUAAAUUCGAAACAUGCAACAAUGGAAGAUUAUACAGAGAGCUCGUAUAUGUAAUUUCAUUUUUGCCAUACUAUUGGCGAGCCAUGCAGUGUGCAAGGAGAUGGUUCGAUGAAUGUGACGCGAACCAUUUGGCAAACAUGGGGAAAUAUGUUUCCGCCAUGGUAGCAGCUGGUGUUAGACUAACUUAUUCUAGACAGGAAAACCACUUAUGGUUUGGUAUAGUACUGGUUACUUCUGCCAUUGCUACUGUUUAUCAGUUGUAUUGGGAUUUUGUUAAAGACUGGGGUCUUCUCAAACCAAAAUCCAAGAAUCUAUGGCUAAGAGAUGACCUAAUAUUAAAGAACAAAAGCCUCUAUUACAUUUCCAUUGCUCUGAACAUAGUUCUUAGAGUUGCUUGGGUGGAGACUGUUAUGCGAUUUCGAUUUAGUAUUGUUGAGUCAAGGAUGCUGGACUUUUUCUUGGCUUCUUUAGAGGUUAUUAGGCGAGGUCAUUGGAAUUUUUACAGAUUGGAGAAUGAGCAUUUGAACAACGUCGGCAAGUUCAGGGCAGUGAAAGCAGUUCCUUUACCAUUCCGGGAAACCGAUUCUGACGGUUGAGAGUGUUUAUUAAUUGAUAAUUUUAUUCAAGUCAGACUCCUGACAAGUUCAUGCUGACAUGGAGAGGCAUUCAAUAUUUUGCAGGACUGGGAUUGAAAUUUCACAAGCAAAAGAAAAGGAGGAAUGUGGUAUUAUCCCAGUCAAUUCUUCACAGAUCCCAUUCAUUCUGUGAAUUUGUAUAGCUCCAAGUGUAUUGAAAAAAUAACAGUUCUUGUAAAUUUGGAAACUCUAAUUUCAACUUCAUGAUUUAAAAAUA